Messenger RNA from Dreissena polymorpha, 1945 nucleotides. RefSeq names its product ras-related protein Ral-A-like. The transcript has 5 exons. The record is from RefSeq and is a predicted model, not a curated record. The coding region runs from base 124 to 768 and encodes 214 amino acids. Gene Ontology annotation, cellular component: plasma membrane. NCBI's taxonomy places the organism in Eukaryota, Metazoa, Mollusca, Bivalvia, Myida, Dreissenidae. Gene Ontology annotation, biological process: Ras protein signal transduction. Gene Ontology annotation, molecular function: GDP binding; GTP binding; GTPase activity.
GAAAGUCCCACAAUUCAUACUACUUCCUGUUUCAAACUACGUGAAGUUUAAUUUCACUAAUAUAUUUUUGUUAGUUUUUGGCAGUUUAUUAGAGCAUUUUGUGAUCCCAAACUCUCACCGAGCAUGGCAUCGAAGGCUAAGGCGUCGCAGCCCGCUGUGAUACACAAGGUGAUCAUGGUCGGUAGUGGUGGUGUCGGCAAGUCGGCGCUCACCCUGCAGUUUAUGUACGAGGAGUUUGUUGAGGACUACGAGCCGACCAAGGCGGACUCCUACAGGAAGAAGGUGGUCCUGGAUGGGGAGGAGGUCCAGAUUGACAUCCUGGACACGGCGGGGCAGGAGGAUUACGCCGCCAUACGGGACAACUACUUCCGCAGCGGCGAGGGCUUCCUCUGCGUGUUCUCCAUCACGGAGCAGGAGUCGUUCCAGGCUACAGCUGAAUUCAGAGAACAGAUUUUGCGCGUGAAGAACGAUGACAACAUUCCGUUUCUAUUAGUCGGCAACAAGGCAGAUCUGGAGGACAGACGGCAGGUGACGUUGGACGAGGCGAAUCAACGAGCUCACGGCUGGAAUGUACCCUACGUAGAAACAUCGGCAAAAACUAGGGCAAAUGUAGAUAAGGCGUUCUAUGAUCUUAUGAGGUCAAUGCGUGCGAUGAAAAUGAACAAACGCUCGACGUUGUCGGGUAAAAGUUCAGUGAAAAUCGAAAGAAUUCAUAAGACGGGAAAUGAAAGCGAGGAACCCAAAAAUGGCUGCUGCAUUGUUUUAUGAUUUCAUUAAAAAUGACCAAAAUUAGGAAUGCAAAGAAAACAAAGUCUUAUAAUAGCUAUACAGUGAUGCAAAGCAGUAAAUAAAUGUAAUAUUAAAUAAAUUUAUCAUCUUUUUGGUGUCUUACCUAUGACAAGGGUGUGACCGGGCUAAUUGAUCUUGUAUCUGUUUGCUUUACAUAGUUCUUUUAACCCUUUACCACUUAGAUAUGUAUUUUGACGCACUUGUAGUCCUUAAGAAAUUUACAUUCAAUUAAAUACCUUGCCUACUUAAUUCAAGUUUUAAAGGCUCCAUUUCCAACCCUUAGAUACUGAUGAGCAGCAAACAUCAUAAAACCUGAACAGACUGCGAGUACUGCGAGUAACUCGCAGGCUGUUCUGGGCCCGUAUUCACCAACCAAUUCUUAGACUUAAGAAUAAAGAAUAGACUUAGAACCAAGAAAAAUGUGUUCAGUGUUUGAAUAUAUACAGGCCUUCACUGCUGAUUAUGUCAUUAACAAAAUGUUCUAUAUAAAGAAUAAUAUAGAUAGAGAUGUUUACCGCAGAGUUUGACUCAAAAUUCAAGAAAUUCUUGAAUAUUCUAAUAUAAAGAAUUUUCUUUAUUCUCAGACUUGAGUCUAAGAAUUGGUUGGUGAAUACUGGCCCAGGUAAUUUAUGCUGUAUGCACAUAGCCAUUUUUACUUUGCUUCUGAGUGGGAAAGGGUUAAACUGACAAAUGAUAACAGACUGUAACAUAAUGUGCACCGUAUUCAGAUAAUGACUAAAGUCAUUGUUAAAAUGGAAAUUCAUUAUGUAAAAAUUAAGUGUAGAGGGGUUUUAGUCCUAGCUUAAUACAUUGUCAUAAUAAAUUUGUAACAAAAUCAAUCAUUUUAUAAAUUUCAUCCAGUUUUUCAUCAAGUGUAGUGGGUUUAGUUCUAGCUUAAUACAGUCAUUGUCAUAAUAAAUGUGUAAUAAAAUCAAUCAUUUUAUCAAUUUCAUUGUUCACGCCAUCAAACAAAUAUUACUCAUUUUUCUUCAGUCAUAUAUGUAAAUAAUUCAUUUAUACAACCUUGCUUAUCUUUUUUUUCUGUUUUUUGUUAGAAAAAUGAAGCUAAAUUACAUGUAGCUUGUUCAUAUAAAUAUAAAAUCAUUAAAAAAUGUUAUCAUGUCAUAUAAGAAAUAAUAAUAAAAUGUGUAAUUCA